Linum tenue is the source of this 1161-nucleotide messenger RNA. NCBI's taxonomy places the organism in Eukaryota, Viridiplantae, Streptophyta, Magnoliopsida, Malpighiales, Linaceae. The record is from the annotation of a GenBank genome assembly.
CAGAGUUUUCUCUUCACGGAGAUAGCUACAGCCUUUCGUAAUACGAUGAGUCAGGGACAGCCAAGAAGGCCGGACCAACAGCCGCAGCAGCAAUUUGGUGCAGCGGCAGGGCAGGAGGAACUCGAUCCAAUCAGAUACGGCGACGUUUUCGACGUCUCGGGGGAGCUCGCGUCCAAGCCCAUCGCCCCUGAAGACGCCAACAUGAUGCAGAGCGCCGAGACCAUGGUCUUCGGAAAGACCCAGAAGGGCGGUCCGGCCGCCGCGAUGCAAUCCGCCGCGACGUUCAACGAGAGGGCCGGCCUCGUUGCUCACCGCCAGGCCACCGAUGCGGUGAGCAGCGAAGGCGUGAUGGUGUCGGAGACCGACAUCCCGGGCGCCCGGAUAAUCACCGAGAGCGUCGGCGGUCAGGUUUUGGGGCAAUUCGUCCAGCCAGCUCCCGUCCACGGCGGCGGUGGAGUUGUGGCGGCGCAGAAUGCGAUAACAAUUGGGGAAGCGCUGGAGGCGACCGGGAGGACUUCUGGAGAUAGGCCGGUGGAUCAGAGCGAUGCCGCCGCGAUUCAGGCGGCGGAGACGAGAGCGACAGGGAGCAGCGUUACGGUUCCCGGCGGGCUUGCUGCGACGGCGCAGUCGGCGGCGACGCACAAUGCUGCGACGGACAGGGACGAGGAGAAGAUCAAGCUCAAUGAUGUGCUCUGGGUAGAUGCAGCGGGGAAGUUGCCGGCGGAUAAAGUGGUGACGAGGGAGGAUGCGGAAGGAGUGAUGAGUGCAGAGAUGAGGAACAACCCGACUCUGUCGACGAAUCCGGCUGGUGUUGCUGCUUCCAUGGUUGCGGCUGCCAGUCUGAAUGAGGAUGUCGUCCCGUGAGAAUGCUCUGUAGGAAACAGAGGAGGAAGCUUUCUAGUUAAAAGUGACUACAUAGAUGGUGUAGUUGCAUGUAUGAGUUCUUACUUCUGUAAUAGCUGUAAGACUUUUCCCCGAUGGGUUUUUCCGCAUCGUGUAGAUAGUUUUCUCGAGGCAAACGUUCUCUUUCUUGUAUAGUUUCUUAAAUUACAGACCUUGGUAACAUGUUUGUGUUUCAACUGCUGGGGAUGGAUCUAUGGAGGAUCAUAGCAUUUUGACAGUAACAUGCUAGUUUUUGAGGGCGUAAAUGCGUUCCAUAAA